Molecule: messenger RNA, 1545 nt
Organism: Myotis brandtii (Brandt's bat)
Lineage: Eukaryota; Metazoa; Chordata; Mammalia; Chiroptera; Vespertilionidae
Gene: TAF1D
Product: TATA box binding protein (TBP)-associated factor, RNA polymerase I, D, 41kDa
Exons: 12
Coding region: 259-1008 (249 amino acids)
Biological process (GO): regulation of DNA-templated transcription
Cellular component (GO): nucleus; RNA polymerase transcription factor SL1 complex; nucleoplasm
Source: RefSeq, a predicted model, not a curated record
GGUCUCGCGGUGGGUUCAGUCUUUUCCUCCGCGCGCUUGCGGAGGUCGGCGGUUGUUUCGCGCUGUGCUGCUGAGGCUGGCGGUUCCUGGCUGCGGGCUUCCCAGGCCUGGGCUGCGGGUGGCGCGUACGCAGCCGAGGCCCUUACGGAGCCGGCGCUUGGUGGUGCCCGCCGUCUGCCCACCUACACGGAAAUUUGGUGAAAGCAAAGAACAAGUGAGAAUAACAAUUUUGAGACAGACUGGAAGAAGAUAUCAGGAAUGGAUUCUCCGGACUACAUAACAGUAUCUGAUUCAGCUAUGGAAAUUGAAAAUCAAAAUGAUAGCUCUUCUGAUAGCAGCUUAUUUAAAACUCAAUGUGUUCCUUCCUCACCUAAACGGAGGCAAAGAAAUCCCAUUAGGAAAUGUGUUCAUUCACUUGAAAGUGUUCAAGAAAGAGAUUCAUCCAGUGACUCAUCUAUAGAACCAAGACCAUUGACUUUAAAAGCUAUUUUUGAAAGAUUCAAGAAAAAGAAGCCAAAGAAACGUAAAAAGAGGAAAUAUAAGCCAACAGGAAGACCAAUGGGAAGACCAAAAGGAAGGAAAAACAGUAGGUCACAAAUAAGUAAGAAACAACUUAAAGUUAAAAGACCUCAGUUCCCAUUUAUAGAGUCAGAGAAUGGAAGAAAACCAAUACCUUGGAGAAAAAUUUUAACCUUUGAGCAAGCAGUGGCAAGAGGAUUUUUCAACUACCUUGAAAAACUGAAGUAUGAAUACCAUCUCAAGGAAUCCUUAAAUCAGAUGAAUGUUGGUGAAGAUCUAGAAAAAGAAGACCUUGAUAGUCGUAGAUAUAAAUACUUGGAUGAUGAUGGAUCGAUCUCUCCUAUUGAAGAGUCAGCAGAAGAAGAUGAGGUUGCUACAAAUCUUGGACGUGAUGAUGAAUGUGAUAUCAAAUUGGUGGUAUUUUUGUAUAUCGUGAAGAUCUGUACGAUUCUAGGGAGUGAUAGCUUAGGAGUGAAGAUUUUAACUUAACUCAUGUGUAGAGGUUCUGAAACUAUAAGUGAAGUGAUGUAAAAGGAAGCCAGUUUGACCACAGGCUAAAUGAUGAGAGAAGUUGCUGUGGCAUCUCAACUUGAUAAGGACACCUUGAACAAAAGGAUGUUAAUUCAAGGACUGCUGUACUGCAUUCCAUUACUGUUGUGACUAACACAUUAGGGUGUCUGAUAUUAAAAAACCAGGCAGAUCCAUCUACUCAGACCCUAACCAUAGUCCUAAAGUAAAUUGCUUGAAGAAAUUAGUUCCCAACGAUUAUAGGACUGACUUGAGAUGACAUCAGGAUUGAGCAAAAAAGGGAAUAAGAUGAUUAAGACUCAAACUCUGGAGGAACUAAGGCAGUGGAAGAACUCAGAACAUGUGAAAUUCCUUAAAUAAAAGUUUAUUAAAUAAUUGUGCCUAUGUUACAAAUAAUAAAAGUCCUUUAUACUUUUUGUAGAAAGUCAGCAUGUAUUUUUGGCUCGAAGUUUCUCUAGUGUUUUCUGUGGAGGGAAUAAAAGUAAAUUUUAGUUUCAA